Messenger RNA from Kwoniella mangroviensis CBS 8507, 681 nucleotides. RefSeq lists its product as uncharacterized. Lineage: Eukaryota; Fungi; Basidiomycota; Tremellomycetes; Tremellales; Cryptococcaceae. The transcript has a single exon. Bases 1 to 681 code for a protein of 226 amino acids. The record is from RefSeq and is a predicted model, not a curated record.
AUGAGUGACGACGGGUCUGACGGUUCCAACGAAAGUUCUUCCAGAUCCUCCUCUUCGCGAUCCAGACCCCGCUCACGUUCAGGUUCAGGUCGAUCGUCCUCAGGUAAAAGUCGGCGAAGUGCUAGUAGCAGUCGGGGAAGUGAUGGUGGUAGUGGUUCUUCCUCGAAGAGAAGUAAAAGCAGAAGCAUCGACGCAAGUAGUCAACUGACCAAAGCUGAGACAUACCUAAAAACCAUUACCGAUGAAAGUAUCGAUGCUACCGAUUUCAAUACUGCUGUCUCGGCUGUGCAGACCUUGACGGAUAUGUCGACAUUGUGUGAAGGUUUGAAAGAGAAAUGGAUGAGACACAUCAAAGAGCUAAGAGAGAAAGAGGAUCAAAUGAAGAGCGAACAUGAAAAAACGGUUGAGAGUCUUAUGAAUCCUUCAACUACAGAUGCAAGUUCGGGUCUUGCUUCCGACACAGCUAGUACGGCUAGUGUGGAAAGUGCGAAAAAGGAUGAUAGUGCAAAGUCCGAAGGGGAGAAGAAGGAAGAGAAUCAAGAUGGUGCGAAGAAGGAGGAAAGUAAAGAUGGGGCAAAGAAAGAUGAAGGUGGCGAGAAGAAGGAGGACAGUGGUGAAAAGAAAGAAGAGGAGAAGAAGAAAGAUGAAAGUGGCGAGAAGAAAGCGGAAGAAAAGAAAUAA